AUGGAGGUCGAGACGGCCGACGCGGUCGACCGCUUCCGCGCCGCAGUGCUCGGCCAACUCGGCCUCGACGAGUUCGCCGACAUCCUCGACAACGUGCCGCCCGGCCUCGACGAGCUGCUUGCCCUCGCUGAGACGCUGGCGGUCGUGCGCGGCGCCGAGCCGGACACCGACGGCGCAGCCUCGCUCACAGGCUUUGAGCGAGUCGUCUUCGACACGGCGCCCACCGGCCACACGCUGCGGCUGCUCGCCUUUCCAGAGUUCCUCGACAACCUUCUCGGCAAGGUGGUGGCGCUCAAGGCGCGCCUCCUCGCCGCCAUCGGCCUGCUCAAGGGCGUGCUGGGAGGCAACGACCCCACCGACAAGAUCGAGGCCGCCGUCGCGCGCCUCCAGCGCUGGCGAGACCGCGUCGCCUCCCUGCGCGAGCUGCUCACCGACGAAGCCGUGACCGACUUCGUCGUCGUCGGCAUCCCGUCGCGCCUCGCCGUCGCGGAGUGCGCGCGGCUGCUCUCUGCCCUCGCCGACCAAGGCGUGCCGGUCUCGCACCUGAUCGUCAACCAGGGGCGCGAGCUCAAGCGGCUCGACGGCUCUUCCCCGCUCGGCGAGCUCGCGCUCUCGCGGCUGCCCUUCUUCGACCUCGAGAUGCGGGGCGUCUUCCCGCUGCAGUACGACCGGUUCGUCCUCGUCGGCGGCAAGGGCGGCGUCGGCAAGACCACGACCUCAGCGUCGCUGGCGGCGCCGAUUUUUCGCGACUUUUUGACCGCGCAAGAUAAAAGGGUGGCUAAGGGCUCUGCCCGCAAGGCGCCCGCGUCGCAGACGCGGUACCAUUGA
Molecule: messenger RNA, 828 nt
Organism: Emiliania huxleyi CCMP1516
Lineage: Eukaryota; Haptophyta; Isochrysidales; Noelaerhabdaceae
Exons: 5
Coding region: 1-828 (275 amino acids)
Biological process (GO): post-translational protein targeting to endoplasmic reticulum membrane
Cellular component (GO): GET complex
Molecular function (GO): ATP hydrolysis activity; ATP binding
Source: RefSeq, a predicted model, not a curated record